UUAUUUAGAGCUGGAUAAGACCGAUGCGCAUGCGCGCAAGAUGCGGCUGCCUGACAAGUUUGGGUCUCGGGAAAAGUUCAGCUCGCUAUCGCUUGCUUUCAAUGAAGAGAAACAUCUGGCCUCAAAACUGUUUCUUUACCCGAGGACGUGGCGUACGAAAUGACCACAAAUGCAAAGUUCCGAAAUGGCGACGGAAUGAGUUCAUCUUCUUGGACGUAAAAGCGGCGGCGGACGCUGCUCCGUGUUUUGCCACCGUUUGGCCGCUAGAUGGCGCAAGUGUCCCAGUUUUCCUUGGGAUUAGCGGCAGAUUGCAGCUUGCAUCAGUUUUGCGUUAUACCAUCAAGUGGCUUCAAAGCUGCAAACCAUGAAAUGGCAUUCAAAGGCAAAGCGGUCGAUUCAAAGACCGUGCUGCUCAAUCUGUUGCUGUGCCUGCUCAUAUUUUACUCCCUUUUCUACAUGAUCGGCAGUGUGUGCUUCGGUGCUUUCAGGUUGGACCAGUUUGACGGGCUGAUUCCAUUCGAUUUUAAAACUGAACCUGCUGAGUCUAACUCCAAAUACCUGGUCAACCUCCUCUCCUUGGAGCUGACCUACUUUUGUAGUGGCAUACUGUUUGCUGCAGUGGUGAAGAGGCGGGUGUGGGACUACGCCCUCACUGUCACACUUCUUCAUGUCAUAAUCACCAGCCUGGUGAUGUUGGAGUUUCCUACAGUUUGGCAGUGGUGGCUGGCUUUAGUUAGCGGCUUGUUUUUGAUGAUUUGCAAUGGUCAGCUGAUUGCUUACUUCACAUGUCAGAGUGAGCAGAGCUACUCCACCUUCAGCUACUACUGACAAGCUGUAAAGGCAAAAGAUGAGGAUAACAUCAGCUUAUUUAAAUUAUUCUGUUAAAAAGGUUAAACUUGUGUUUAUAUACAUGCACUACACACAGAGUGAUCUAUUUCAAGUGUUAAUUACUGUUAAUUUUGAUGAUUAUGUUUUACAGUUAAUAAAAGCCCCAAAUUCUGUCUCUUAGAAAAUUCAAAUAUUACAUAAAACCAAUGAAAAUGAUUGUUAAAAUGUAAAAGACUGCUAGCAGCCCCACCAGUUUGGGGUAAGUCAACAAAGACCAUUGCUAGAGAAGCUGACUCCUGACAGACUGCUGCAUCCAAGCAUAUCAAUGGAAAGUUUAGUGGAACGAAAAUAGUAAUGGUAGAAAAGUAGGAAAAGGGGUGAUUACAGUGAAGUUAAGUGUUUAAUGGGAGAUUUACAAGACAAGACAGCAGUAGCUGAAUUCAGAGCUUCAUGAACUUCCACUGACAGAAUAUGGGCUGCAACUGUCCUGUUCUCAUCUUAAGUCACCCCAAAACCAGAAACAACAGAAACCUCUGAACUGGGCCAAAGAGAAAACGCACUGGUCUAAGCAUGCACUGGUCUAAGCAUGGACUGGUCACUGGUAUUAAAGCUGCAGUUGGUAACUUUUAUUUAAAAAAAAUGUUUUUUUUUUUUUUUUUUUU
Gambusia affinis (western mosquitofish) is the source of this 1490-nucleotide messenger RNA. RefSeq names its product transmembrane protein 244-like. The record is from RefSeq and is a predicted model, not a curated record. The transcript is spliced from 7 exons. Bases 268 to 828 code for a protein of 186 amino acids. Lineage: Eukaryota; Metazoa; Chordata; Actinopteri; Cyprinodontiformes; Poeciliidae.